UUUCUGUACAUGGAGUAUAGGUGUCAAGUGCUAUAAGUCUUACAACUUUUACUGUACACAUAUUUGGGAUGUUAUAGGACUCAGUGGCCUUUGAGGAUGUGGCUGUGAACUUCACUCCGGAGGAGUGGGCUUUACUGGACCCUUCGCAGAAGAAACUCUACAGAGAUGUGAUGCGGGAAACCUUCGAGAACCUGGCCUCAGUAGGAAAAGGAAUGGAAGAUUAUGACACUGAAGAUCAGUACAAAAACCAGGGGAGAAAACUAAGAAGUCAUAUAGAAGAGAGAAUCUGUGAAAGUGAAGCGAGUAGUGAGUGUGAGGAAAACCUCAGCCUUAUUUCAAAUCUCAGUCUGAACAAGAGAAUUUUUCCUAGAGUAAAACCAUGGGAACACAGUGUGUGUAGAGAAGUCUUCAUACAGCAUUCGUCUUCUAAUAGGCACAUCAGAUGUCACACUGGACACGAUCCCAAUGAGUAUCAGAAACAUGGAGAGAAGCCACGUAAAUGUAAGGCGAGUAUGAGAGCCUUCAGUUAUCUCCAAAUUUUUGAAAAAUAUGAAAGAAAUCACAAUGGAAGAGAGAAACCCAAUGAAUGUAAGCAGUGUACUAAAGUAUUCAGUCGUCGCAGUCAUCUUCGAAGACAUGAAAGAAUUCACACUGGAGAGAAACCCUAUGAAUGUAAACAGUGUACUAAAGCGUUCAGUUGUCUCAGUAGUCUUCGAAGACAUGAAAGAACUCACACUGGAGAGAAACCCUAUGAAUGUAAACAAUGUGGUAAAUUCUACAGAGAUCACUCUUACUUACAAACACACAAAAGAAUCCAUACUGAAGAGAAACCCUAUGAAUGUAAGCAAUGUAGUAAAACAUUCAGGUAUCUCAGUAACCUUCGAAGUCAUGAAAGAAUACACACUGGAGGGAAACCCUAUGAAUGUAAACUGUGUGGUAGAGCCUUCAGAGAGUCCUAUUUCUUAAAAACACAUGAGAAAACUCACACUGGAGAGAAACCCUAUGAAUGUAAGCAAUGUACUAAAACAUUCAGUUGUCUCAGUCGUCUUCAAACACAUAAAAGAACUCACACAGGAGAGAAACUCUAUAAAUGUAAGGAAUGUGGAAAAGCCUACAGAGAUUACUGUAAAUUACAAACACACGAGAGAACUCACAACGAAGAGAAACCGUAUGAAUGUAAACAAUGUGGUAAAUUCUACAGAGAUCACUCUAACCUACAAAAACACAAAAGAAUCCAUAAUGAAGAGAAACCCUAUAAAUGUAAGCAAUGUACUAAAGCAUUUAGUUGUCUUCGUUAUCUUCAAAGACAUGAAAGAAUACACACUGGAGGGAAACCCUAUGAAUGUAAACAGUGUGGUAAAGCCUUCAGAGAGUCCCGUUGCUUAAAGACACAUGAGAGAACUCACACUGGAGAGAAACCCUAUAAAUGUAAGCAAUGUAGUAAAGCAUUCAUUUGUCCCAGUUCUCUUCGCAAACAUAAAAGAGUGCAUACAGUAUUGAAACCCUAUGCAUGCAAAGAAUGUGGUAAAGCCUUCAGAGAGUCACAUUCCUUAAAAACACACGAGAGAACUCACACUGGAGAGAAACCCUACAAAUGUAAGCAGUGUACUAAAACAUUCAGUUUUCUCAGUUCUCUUAGUAAACAUAAAAGAGUGCACACUGAACAGAAACUCUCUAAAUGUAAAGAAUGUGGAAAAUCCUACGUAGAUUACUGUAAAUUACAAAUACACGAAAGAACUCACACUGGAGAGAAACCCUAUAAAUGUAACCAAUGUAGUAAAGCAUUCAGUUGUGUCAGUUAUCUUCAAACACAUGAAAGAAUACACACUAGAGGGAAACCCUAUGAAUGUAAACAGUGUGGUAAAGCCUUCAGAGAGUCCCGUUUCUUAAAAACACAUGAGAGAACUCACACUGGAGAGAAACCCUAUAAAUGUAACCAAUGUAGUAAAGCAUUCAGUUAUGUCAGUUAUCUUCAAACACAUGAAAGAAUACACACAUAGGGAAACCCUAUGAAUGUAAACAGUGUGAUAAAGCUUUCAGAGAGUCACAUUCCUUAAAAACACAUGAGAAAACUCACACUGAAGAAAACCCUAUG
This is a messenger RNA of Pteropus alecto (black flying fox), 2095 nucleotides long. RefSeq names its product zinc finger protein 14-like. NCBI's taxonomy places the organism in Eukaryota, Metazoa, Chordata, Mammalia, Chiroptera, Pteropodidae. The transcript is spliced from 3 exons. The record is from RefSeq and is a predicted model, not a curated record. Gene Ontology annotation, biological process: regulation of transcription by RNA polymerase II. The coding region runs from base 171 to 2000 and encodes 609 amino acids. Gene Ontology annotation, molecular function: RNA polymerase II transcription regulatory region sequence-specific DNA binding; DNA-binding transcription factor activity, RNA polymerase II-specific. Gene Ontology annotation, cellular component: nucleus.